GGUGCGGUUCGCUGGCGUUUCGAAAGCGGUUUACAAGCGGUUAACAGGCCGACGCGUUUUUCGCGCGUUUCCUUGCCAGCGGAAAAAGCAAGUGUUUGUGUGUGUGUGGUGUGUGUGUGCGUGAGUGUCAGUGUUAAUGUGAGUUUUUAAAACAACAUGUGCCAUUGGGAAAUGUCGCCUAAUAUAUAUGCACAAAUUAUAAAUAAAUAUAUUUAUUGAUACAAAUGAUUAGCAAAUAAACAGCUUAAAGGAGUCAACAAUCAAAAAAAAGUUUGCUUUCUCCAUUUCCGCACGGAAGGAAGGAAGUCGGCAACAAGUGUUGGGCACCCAGAAGCAUAAAUUGGCAGGACCUUUUGGAAGAAGGGGGCGAGGCAAUCAGGACACGCAGCUGGCGGCUGUAGGAGGUAGUGCCACCCCUUUUCCGCCCUUUCCGCCCCCCGAUUUCCGCCAUGUUAAAUCGCAAUGCGGAAUCUGCGAAGACGGAAAACGGCAAUGCAAAUGCAACGAAUCUGAUUGUUAAGGCCAGCGGAAAUGCAGCUCAGCCCAAGACGAUGACGUCAUCGGCGGCCAAAAUGACAGAGGCUCUGUCGGCCUCGCUGGCCGAUUUGAGCGAGCAGGAAAAUGGAACCACGGCUGAGGACAUCCACCUAAACGAUUUAUACACCCGCUACCGCCAGAGACUCCGCAAGUCGCUCUUCAGAUCGGGACUGCUUACUUCGCUGCUGGCAUGUGUUGUGUCCAUAAUAAUUGGCAUCAUCUACGACCAGCACCUGGGACAGACUCUGCUGCUGGCACUGGCGGCCAUAAUCUCGGGAUCCAUCCUGACGGCUCUGCAAUUUCCGGCCGUGCUGAGCUCCCCGGCCGCAGCCUUGGCCUUCGCCAUCGUCACCACCUUCUCGCUGGGCACAAUUGCAGCCAUCACCGGGGAUAAGCUGGCCCCCCUGCCCAUGUACGCCCUCUUCCUGUGCAUCCACUCCAUGCUGCCCAUUUCGUGGCCCGUUUCCGUGGUGCUGGCCCUGUUCAUGACCGCCAUUCACAUCGCUUACCGCAUCGGCGAGAAUCCCAAUUUGCCAAUGCUAUUUGGGGAGAUUGUGAUGCUGGCCAGCGCCUCCAUUUCCGGGCUCUACUACCGCAUCAUGUCGGAUGCGGCACACAACCGGACCGUCGACGGAACCCGCACGGGAAUCGAGCAGCGCGUGAAGCUCGAGUGCGAAAGGGAGCAGCAGGAGCAGCUCCUCCUCAGCGUCAUUCCCGCCUACAUUGCCGCCGAGGUGAAGCGCAGCAUCAUGCUGAAGAUGGCCGAUGCCUGUCAGCGAGCUGGAGGACAGGCGUCCACUUCGGCCACGCGAUUCCACGAGCUGCAUGUCCAGCGCCACACGAAUGUCACCAUUCUCUUCGCGGACAUUGUCAACUUCACGCCCCUUUCAAGUUCUUUGACAGCCAGCGACUUGGUCAAGACCCUCAACGAUCUCUUUGGACGAUUCGACCAAAUAGCUCAGGAGAACCAGUGCCUGCGCAUCAAGAUCCUGGGGGACUGUUAUUACUGCGUGUCGGGACUUCCCAUUUCCCGGCCCCAACAUGCAACCAAUUGCGUCAACAUGGGCCUGCAGAUGAUCGACGCCAUCAGACACGUGCGUGAGGCGACCGGCAUAAAUGUUGACAUGCGAAUUGGCAUCCACACUGGCAACGUUCUCUGCGGCGUCCUUGGCCUACGAAAGUGGCAAUUUGAUGUUUGGAGCGACGAUGUUACAUUGGCCAACCACAUGGAGAGUGGCGGUGUCGCCGGGCGAGUCCACAUCACGAAACAAACUCUGGACUUCCUGGGCGAGAAAUUCGAGGUGGAGCAGGGCGAGGGCGGAAAUCGGGAUGCGUAUCUGGCGGAUCACAAGAUAGAAACGUAUCUCAUAGUGCCACCAAAGCCGGCGUACACCUACAGCGUUCCGCGAGUGGUGGAAUGCAUUGAGCACAACGAUCCCAGUUCCACGGAGGAGGUCAAGGAAAUUAAGGAGAAUCAGAACUCCAAUGAUGCAGCUGAUGUUACGGAUAAUCUACUUCCGGUUACGGUGGAUCCACCUCCACUUACAGUCGACGAAAAGAUGUCGCCCACUUCAACGAAUAGUCAGGAGGCUCCGCUGCACGCUCCCCUCGUCUCCACUGCCUCGAUGUCGAUCAAGGAACUCUCCGAGGAGGAGGACGAGGCCGAUGAGGAAACCGCCGUCACCGAACCGCUGAUGGCCAAGGAUCAGGACAAAAAGGACCUGGAACCGGAGAUCAAGGCCAAUGGCAACCAUCGUGGCAGCGGUGAUUCCGCCGUCUCGGAAUCGGCUGCCAAAUCAGCGGCACUUUCCCUGCCCGCCGAGGAUCUUCUGAGCAUGAGCGGUUCGGAGAGCGGUAUCUCCAACAGCGGAACCCCGGCUCCGUCCUCGAAUGCUGCGAGUGUCACGCCCACCGCAGCCGCCUCCGCCGGAGGAGCGGCCUCCACCACAAACAGCCUCACGGUCGCCGAGGCUCCGGAAAGAUCUCGAAGGAAGUUGUCCGUGCAAGGUCUGAUGUCCUUCGCCGACAGACGCCGCUCCUCAGGAGCCUUCAUCGAAGGACGAAAGCUGUCCAUCCACAGCGGAGAAAGUUUCCGCAGUCAUGCGGGUCAUGUCACACGCAAUCGUCCCUCAUCGAAGAUGACCAAAUAUGUGGAGUGCUGGGGAGCAGAUCGACCCUUUGCCAACAUUGCCGAAUCCAAGCUAGUGAAGAACAUCGGACUGGCGAGCAUCGCCAUGAUUGAAUCGAAUUUACUGCCGCCGGAGCGUAAAUGUUUCAAUUUUAAUUUCUUCGGACCGCCGACGGAGCUGAAGCCGUUCACCAUGUGGUACCGCAACACGCCCCGGGAGGCGAUGUACCGCGCCCAGCCGGAUACGCACUUCCGGUUCGACCUGAUUUGCGCCUUCGUCCUCUUCCUGUCGCUGGCCAUCGUCCAGCUGAUUGUAAUCAAAUUGAACCUGGCCCUGCUCGGCUCCCUCUUGGCCAGCUUUAUAUCGCUGUCCCUGUUCCUCUACCUGAGCAACAUGUCCGUGCCGGAUGUCCAUGCCUCGUCGACGGAGCGAAACGGCCCCGGACAGGUGGUGGCCAGCAGUCGGUAUCUGCGACUCGCCAUGUUCGUCAUCGUCAACAUCCUCAUCUCGUCCUGUGCGGUCUUCAGUGUGAUCAACUACACCGUGCCAGACGGGGUAAGCAGUGAGCCAUCGAAUGAAACAUUCAUAGCCAAUUUCUCGAUGGAGUUCUUUAACGGCACUCAGGAGGAAAUGCAGCCGUGGGAAAUUGCAAAUGCCAUACCGAUUGCACCAGUAUUCCUAUAUUGUUGUGCCAUCAGUCUGGCGGCCAUUUCAGCCUUUCUGCGAUCUGGUUUUAUCCUAAAGCUAAUUGCAAUGUUGGUGGCCGUGAUCGCACAGGUUACCGUACUCGGAUACAGCGAUCUUUUUGUGCAGUACAACCAACUAAACAUCGAAUAUGGAUUGCGCUUGGAGGUUAAGGGAUUCCUGUUGCUCCUGGUAAUCAUUCUGGUGCUGCACACUUUGGAUCGUCAGGGUGAAUAUGUGGCACGAACGGAUUUCCUGUGGAAGGCCAAGCUGAAGGUCGAACAGGAGGAGGUGGAAACAAUGCGUGGCAUAAACAAGAUCCUGCUGGAGAACAUCCUGCCGGCCCACGUGGCCACCCACUUCCUGCACCUGGAACGCUCCACGGAGCUCUACCACGAGAGCUACUCCUGCGUGGCAGUCAUGUUCGCCUCCAUUCCCAACUACAAGGAGUUCUACGACGAGACCGAUGUCAACAAACAGGGACUCGAGUGCCUGCGAUUGUUGAACGAAAUCAUUUGUGAUUUCGAUAAGUUGCUAUUAAAACCAAAGUUCAGUGGAAUUGAGAAGAUUAAGACCAUAGCCAGCACCUAUAUGUGUGCAUCGGGUUUAAGGCCCGGAAAAGAAGACGGCGCCACGUCACGAAGCUUUGCGGACGAGAAGCGAACGGAGGAGCACAACGUGGUCAUAUUGGUCGAGUUUGCGAUUGCUUUGAUGUCCAUAUUGGAUUCGAUUAACCGGGAGUCCUUCCAACGCUUCCGUCUCCGCAUAGGACUCAAUCAUGGACCCGUGAUUGCCGGCGUGAUUGGCGCCCAGAAGCCACAAUACGAUAUCUGGAGCAAUACGGUUAAUGUGGCCUCACGCAUGGACUCAUGUGGCGUCAUGGGUCGACUUCAGACGACGGAAAACACGGCAAAGAUAUUGAUGGCAGCCGGUUACGAGUGCGAAUGCCGAGGCCUCACCUACGUGAAGGGCAAAGGCAAUCUAGUCACCUACUUUGUAAAGACACCUUUCGAUGGGAAAUUGUAAAUCACCCAAUUGCUGUUGAUACUAUUUAAUGGAUAUUUAUGAUCAUGUACACGUAGCAUAGGCCAAAAGUCACUUCAAAGCAUCUUCUUAUUUAUUUUGAGCUUUUCAUUUUAGUUGUAAUGAAUUUGCCAGCAUUUAAAGUACGUUGCUCAUCAUACGCACAUGUUAAGUAUUUGUUAGCGAAAAUUUGUUUUUUAGUUAGCUAGUAGAAUUUAAAUGUUAUUGACUAUUUCGUACAAUUUGUUAGCUAAUCUUAUGCGUAGCCAUCACUUAAACAGCGAAUAAUUAUAUACGAUUCGAAUUAAUGUUAUGAUAGACAAAGAAAUGCAAAUUAUCCCACCCUAGCCCAAAAAUUACCCAUCAAAUAAAUACGAGUAAAUACAUAGCCAAAAA
Molecule: messenger RNA, 4769 nt
Organism: Drosophila ficusphila
Lineage: Eukaryota; Metazoa; Arthropoda; Insecta; Diptera; Drosophilidae
Gene: Adcy2
Product: adenylate cyclase type 2
Exons: 21
Coding region: 450-4376 (1308 amino acids)
Biological process (GO): intracellular signal transduction; adenylate cyclase-inhibiting G protein-coupled receptor signaling pathway; adenylate cyclase-activating G protein-coupled receptor signaling pathway
Cellular component (GO): plasma membrane
Molecular function (GO): adenylate cyclase activity
Source: RefSeq, a predicted model, not a curated record